AUGCCUGAUCAAGUGAUGAAAAUCCUGAUGUUGCAUGGGCAUGACCAAUCGGAACAAAUAUUUAAGCCCAAGGCUAGGUAUAUUGAAGCGGCAUUCCAUUCCUUUGCGCAAGAGAAUGAAGUCGUAUUCGAAUUCAAAUAUCUGUCGGGAAUAUUGCCUGCGCGCCCUGAUCAACCUGAUGGUCACGAGAAGUGGGUAUGGGGGUAUGGGGAUCCGAGUGACGGUGAGAUUACAAACAUCGAGCUGUCCACUCAGCAUAUCCUUGCGACUUUACACCAAAAAGGUCCAUUUGUAGGCAUUGUUGGGUUCUCAUCCGGAGCUGCAAUGGCCGCUAUUAUUGCAUCGCAUCUUGAGAAGAGAAGCAUGUUCAACGAUCAGCCAUGGGUUACAGAGCAUUCGGCACUUCGUUUCGCGAUUUGUCUCAGCGGAUUCCGGCUAGGACCUAUUUAUGACAAGUUCUAUGAACCUACGAUCCGUACGCCAAUAUUAUUAGCGAUUGGAUCCUACGACACGGUCAUUACAGCGGAGGACUCUCAUAGUCUUGCCAAACACUGUCAGUUUGCGCGAAUUUUUGAGUUUUCUGGUGUCCACUAUGUUCCGCAAUUCAAAGAGUCUCGCGAGUUCCGCAAGACCCUUAAUGAUUUCCUGAGGAGUUUCUUUUUGAUCCUCCAGCACAGCAAGCUCCAAGGUUGA
Molecule: messenger RNA, 693 nt
Organism: Penicillium subrubescens
Lineage: Eukaryota; Fungi; Ascomycota; Eurotiomycetes; Eurotiales; Aspergillaceae
Exons: 3
Coding region: 1-693 (230 amino acids)
Cellular component (GO): cytoplasm; nucleus
Source: RefSeq, a predicted model, not a curated record